AUGUCUGCUACUGUUGACCUCUUUUCUGUGACUGUCUGGUUCUCUGCUUGCAUUGCAGAGCGCAUGGAGGGAGAGAUGACUGCUAAUCUUUCUUUUUGCACUGUCUUUCUCAUACUCUCCUUGCAGGUGUCUGUCGUCUGUGGUGGCUUGCUCUUCGCAAUCGCGCUCGUGUCGUGCUGCCUGUGGGCCAUGUGGGAGGUGGCAGAGCGAAUGGAGGCUCAGGCGGGCAAGCAUCUCACAGAGCUGGCUGCUGCCAGGGCCACGCAGGAGGGGGCGAUACGCGCGAAAAAGGAAUUCCUCGGAUGUAUUUCACAUGAGAUUCGCACUCCAAUCAACGGGAUUAUAGGCAUGCUGCAACUAUUGGUCGAAGAGUGCGAGUUGGAUCAAGACCAGAGGGAUGCCAUCGACACUGCGCUGCUCUCCUGCUGGACUCUCACCGACUGGCUGGCAAAGUUUGUCUAUUCUGAGAAUGGAUUAGGUGCAGUGAAUGUGGACAGCCAGCAUGCAAGCGGUUCAGAUGCAGUGAAUGUGGACAGCCAGCAGGCAAGCGGUUCAGGUGCAGUGAAUGUGGACAGCCAGCAGGCAAGCGGUUCAGGUGCAGUGAAUGUGGACAGGAACCAGAACGAACCAAGCCCUCUGGGAGCCUCCUCUUCCGCCUCCACCCCUUCCUCGCUUUCCCUCUCCUCCUCCUCCUUCGCUCCUGCCCGUCUUGCACAGAACCCCUCACUCCUCGUCCCACCCUUUCCCGAAAGCUUCUCGACCCUCACAAUACCCCCUUCUUCUCCUCUCGCAUCUCACAAGCUCCCCCUCCCAAUCCCCACCUACCCUCCCACCCACCGUCCCACCUCUCCUCUCACCUUUUCCUCCUACUUGCUCCUCCCUCAACCCCUUCCUGCCUCCCCUCUUCCCUCCUCUCUCACGCCCGGUUCUCUCUCCACCUCCUCCUCCUCUUCCUCCCUCGCCCUCUCCUCCCCACGCCUCGUUUCCAUCCCUCCUCCUGCAGCUAACCCCUCUGCUGCAGCAGCAACCACUGCUACGGCAGCAGCAGCAGCAGCAACAGCAGUUGCAAGGGCGAGUGGUGCUCCCUUCGCUGCAUCUGGUAACCAAUCUGGUAACCAAUCUGGUAACCAGGCCCUUCGGACGGUGGUGUGUGUAAGCGAUGGGGAGGGCCCCGGUGCACGAUGGGAGGAUGUGGGGUACGUCAGUGGUGACAGUGGUUAUGCGAGUGGUGCUGGUGGUUAUGUGAGCGGUGACAGUGGCUACACAAGCGGUGCUUCCACAGGAGGCAGGGGUGGGCUUGGGAGCAGGAGAGGACCUGGGAGCAGGAAUGAGGCUGGAGGCAGGGACAGAACAGGAAGCAGCACAAGCAGCACAAUGAAAAGUCAGCACUCUGAGGAGGGUAAGUUUGGCAGGAUGGGGAAGUAUCGGAUGGGCAGCAGUCACAGCACCAGCAGCCUGGCUUGCAGCAUUGUGAGUAAAGCCAAGGUUGUUAUGGGGGAUGGUGGGGCAAAGGUUGCGGCAGGCAAUAGCAGCAGUGGUUUCGGCAGUGCGAGUAUAUCGAAAGCAGCUACAGAUUGCAGUAGUGGUAGCAGGAUUGUGAGUAAAACGGGUGAGAGUGGUAUCAGCAUGUCAAGAGCGGUUACAUCUGACAGCAGCGGUAGCAGGGCUGUGAGUAAAACGAAAGUUCCUAUGGGUAAAAGUAGUGUUAUCAGCUUGACUAGGGCUGCUACAGAUGAAAGCAGCGGGAGCAGGACUGUGACUCUAACGAGGGCUGCUACAGGUGAUAGUAGCGGUAGCAGGGUCGUCAAUAAAGGGUCGCAAAGCUGGAAUGAGGGGAGGAGUUUUGAGACGUCUCAAAAGUCUGCUACGGGUGAUAGUAGCGGUAGCAGGACAGUCAAUAAAGGGUCACAGAGUUGGAAUGAGGGGAGGAGAAGGGAGAGGGAAGGGUAUCCCUCUGUUCCUCACCCUGGCACGCCUGGUGCUGCUGUUAGCAACAGAGAGGUGUGUGUUGGGGAAGGUACAACUAGAGAAGGUACAACUGGCGAGGGUGCAACUGGGGAAGACUUGUGGGGUGGAGGAGAGGUGGUCCCCGUGAGUGGGAUGGCUGCUACCCCUUCCUCCUGGUCCUCUGAAAUGGAUCUGCUGAUUGGUGGAAGGUGGGGAGCGGAUAGUGGGAGAGGAGAGGGUGGUGCAGGUGCGUUCAGUGGGGAGGGGAAUGAAGGAAGAAGGGAAGACGUGAAGGAUAGGCGAGAGAAUGGAGGGGAGGGAGAGGAGGGAGACGAAGAGGGAAGGAAUGCAGAAAAGGGGGAAGAGGUGGAGGUGAGACGAGCCAAGACUCUGGAAGCUGAUUGGUCGGGGAGGCAAGGCGGGUGGAGAGGAGUGACGUUUGCAGAAGCAGACGAGGAGGAGCAAUUAGGGGAAGAGGGCGGAGGAAGGGUGAGGGAGCGGAGAUUGGGAAGCAGAGCGCGGUUUCCAGACAUGGUGGAGGUGGGUACAGAUGGGUACACGAGGGGUACAGAUGGGUACUUGAGCAGUCCGGGCAGCACGGCCAGCAGCAGCAGGAGUCAGGCUCAGUCACACAGGUUCCCAUCCCCUUCUGGUAGCUGGAGCCCUGCUGCUCCUACUGCUGCUGCUGCUGCUGCUGCUCCCACUGCUGCUCUCCCCACUGCCGCUGCUCCUUCCGUCUCGCCGUCCUCUUCUCCCUCCUCCUCGCCCUUCUCCCAUGCAUUCUUUCCGCCGUCCACUCCCACCGCUGCAGAUGCUGCAUCCUCACCUGUACCACCUGGUAGGGAUCUUCUCACUGUUCUCUCGCCUGAAUCCACGCACUCCUCUGCUUUCCCUGCUUCCGUCGCCUCCUCUGCUUCCUCACCUGCCGCCUCUCCCCCUGCUCACAACUCUGCUCUUUUGAUGGGUUCUCAAGAGAUUUCAGCAUCUGCUGCUGUGCCUGCUACAGAUGCUUCACCUGGACACGCAGCAGUAGGGGUUGCAGCUGCUGUGAUUGUAGCAGCAGGGGAUGCAACAGCCGAUUUUGCAGAAUCAAGGGUUGUAGCAUUGCCACCAGCACCGUCCUUGACUGACCUGGUACAGGAGGAGCUUGCUGCUGCUGCCGCCACAGCUGCCGCCACAGCUGUUGAUGAUGGCAUUUAUGAUGUAGCAGAAGAGUGCGAUGAGAGGGAGGCAGAGAGGAGAAACCAGGAGGGUCAACAAGAAACAGGGGAAGCCGGGAGAAGCGUGGAAGAGAGAGGCAGCAGCGAGGGGGGAGAGAGGACAAGAAGUCAGGAACCAGAGCUACUGGACCUUAAACCAGGAUCCGAAACCACUCGUGAAACCUCCUCCGAAACCCCCCAAACCUCCUCUCAAACACCCAAAACCCCCUCCAUGGAUUCAGCUCAAGCAGGGCAUGUGGAAGAGCCGAGCCAAGCACUCGCACCCACCCCGCCGCUCUCCCCACGGUCCCUCUCAGCGAGGCUGAGAGGGAGGCGGGUGUUAGUGGUGGAUGACAACGCAGUGAACCGCAAGGUGGUUCUGGCGAAGCUACGGCCCUACGGCAUGGUGGGCGUGCAGGCUGAGAACGGCCGCGUUGCAGUGGAGCGGUUUAUAGAGGGGAUGAAAGGGAGUGGAGAUGGUGGUGUGGCAGGUGGUGAAGGGGUUGGGGGAGGUGGAGGGGAAGGGUUUGUGUGCGUGUUCAUGGACCUACAGAUGCCGGUGAUGGACGGCUAUGAUGCAACCAUAGAGAUCCGACGGCUGGAGGAGCAUAUGGGGCGACACCGGGUUCCAAUAUUUGCAAUCACGGCUGACCUUGUGGCCGGAGCUCCGGAGAGGUGCCGGGAGAUUGGCAUGAAUGGAUUUAUGACCAAGCCUCUCUCCAACGAUCAAUUAAAGGCAUCACUUGCAGUGGUGGCUGCUGUACUCUCCGUCGUCAGUUUCUUUGCGCUAACGCGCGAAGCAUUCAUGACAGCCGCUGGCGACGGCCAGCAAUUCCUCGUCUUCUCUAAUCAGCCUGUUUUUGCGGAUCUGGCAGCAGGUGACGGGGCGAAUGAGGAAGCCAGAAGCUCGAGCCGCAACGCCUCUCACCCGGACGUCGUCAUAUGGGCCAAGGGACCGCUUCACAAGCGGCUGGAGGCAGUGUGCGCGGGGUACGCGCUGCACCACCUCGUGUCGUCCAAGCUGCUGCCUGCCGGAUUCCCAGACACCAGCAGCGCCGCGCCUUCCCAUCAGCAACCGCAGCAGCGGCCGUUGCGGCUGGCCGUGCUAUGGCUGCCGGAUCGCGCUAUGCCGCACGCCACGCUCAACCACGUGCUGGGCCCUCUGCCUCGCCCGAGCGCGCUCGGCGCCGCGCAAAGCGGCGGCCGCCAGCGGAGCGAGCAGGCGCAGGAGUCGCCGUCGUUCCCGGCGGAUGGUGCAUCUGAUGCAUCGGAUAAGGCGAUCGUGCUUCACCAUCGUCCGAGUUGGCUCAACUCACCGCUUUAUACUUUUACGCCCGAAGGCGACGCUACAGUGGCGGGUUUCUGGCCGUCGCAGGCGCUGGCCGUUGCGCACACCUUCCACCCCUCCCGCCAGCCGCACCUUCUCCGCGCAACCCUGCGCCGCUCCGCCCUCUGCCGCCCCAACCCCGCGUGGGGGGAACCGCUCCCCCCGCCCAUUCCCCCCGCGGAACCUACUCUACAGGAGAUCGCCGAGUGGGAGGUGGUGGGGAGGUGGACGGGUUGGUCUGGGUGGUGGCUGGGAAGAGGCUGUGAGGGAGGCGGAACGGGAGGGGAACGAGGCGAUGGGGGAACUAAGAUUGGUAGCAGCGGGGGUGGGGGAAGUGAGGGGAGAGCCACGAGUGAGGGAAUCACGGAGCAGGGGGAGCGGGGGGUGGGCGCAUGGGUGGAAUGCGCGCAGCUAGAAGCAGUGGAGCUUUUCACUCUCGCAUCCGCGCAGGGGCUCAUUCACCUGCAGCACUCCCCCCAAGCGGACCUCAUCCGCGCGCAGGCCUCCGCCAGGGGCAGUUCCCCCCGCAUGCGCGAUGUGCUGGUGGCGCCUGAGAGCUUCCCCCGGGGAGAAGCGCCCAUGGCAGUGGCUGUAGGGGGGAGCAGCGGGGGGGAGGGGAGCAGGAAGGGGAGCGGAGAGGGGAGCAGAGAGGGGAGCAGAGAGGGGAGUGCGAGUGGACGAGUGUUUGAGGAGGAGCGUGGGGUGUGUCAUGCGCCGUUCAUCGUGCCGAUUCACAAGCACCGCAUGGGGCGGCAACUGAACGUGGAUGACACGGUGGGUCUAGUCUACUGCGAGGUACAGAAGGUGGGAUCAACUAGCUGGAAGUUUUGGAUUCGGCAGCAGCACCACCACCCCCACCCCUAUCAAUUCCCCGAAGCACAACUCCCAGCCACCAGCAACAUCACCGAGGUCUGGUACUCGCUCUCCGAACCUGACGCCAUCCGAGCCAUCACCCGAACCGACUACACCAGGUUCAUGUUCGUCCGGCAUCCCUUCACCAGAAUCGUAUCUGCGUAUCUCAAUCAUCACGUGCCAGCCAGCGCGCCGGGGACGGGGGGGCGGGGGCUGGGCUGGGGUCGUCGGGCCUGGACAAAAAGGUUUUUCGGGCAGCUGUGGGCGCUGCGAGCGAGAGACCGGCUCAGAUUUCGGGGAAACGAGGGGGAUAUUUUUGCAGGAGGGGCAGCAGGGGAGGACAGUGCAGACCCAUUGGCACCAACAGUAGCACCAGUAGCAGCAACAGCAGGGGCAGAAGGGGGUAGCUGGACGAAGAGCAGUUGGUGGGGGGUGUGGAAGGAUAAGAUAGAGAUGGAGAGGCGUCUGCUGUCGUUUGAUGAGUUUGUGCGACUGCUGGGGGAUGCGUGGGACGAGGACAGGCGGUGGUUCCUAGAUGAGCACAUCGCCCCGCAGAACAUCCUGUGUGGGCUGGACAGAAUCAAGUAUGACUACGUGGGGCGGUUUGAGACCAUGGACGCCGACGUCAAGGCCCUCAUGCAGCGGUUUGGGAGGGAUGCUGGGGAUGCGUUUGACUUUGGCAAGAAGAUCCACCCCACCAAGUCCAGAGACCAGAUGCAGCACAUGUUCACAAACAAGCAUGGUCAUGCAUUCACAGGCUCUCUCUCCUAUGUGCAUUUUGAACAUGGUCCUCCCAUUCACAUGUCUGCUUGUUGGCUGCAAGAGACAUACGACAUUGUGAGGCGAGUGUAUGGCAUGGACAUGCAUGCUUGCUCGCUCACUCUCAUGCAUGAUCUGCCUAUACCCCUGCUUGUGCCGCAUCUGCAAGAGACAUACGACAUUGUGAGGCGAGUGUAUGGCAUGGACAUGCAUGCUUGCUCGCUCACUCUCAUGCAUGAUCUGCCUAUACCCCUGCUUGUGCCGCAUCUGCAAGAGACAUACGACAUUGUGAGGCGAGUGUAUGGCAUGGACAUGCAUGCUUGCUCGCUCACUCUCAUGCAUGAUCUGCCUAUACCCCUGCUUGUGCCGCAUCUGCAAGAGACAUACGACAUUGUGAGGCGAGUGUAUGGCAUGGACAUGCAUGCUUGCUCGCUCACUCUCAUGCAUGAUCUGCCUAUACCCCUGCUUGUGCCGCAUCUGCAAGAGACAUACGACAUUGUGAGGCGAGUGUAUGGCAUGGACAUGCAUGCUUGCUCGCUCACUCUCAUGCAUGAUCUGCCUAUACCCCUGCUUGUGCCGCAUCUGCAAGAGACAUACGACAUUGUGAGGCGAGUGUAUGGCAUGGACAUGCAUGCUUGCUCGCUCACUCUCAUGCAUGAUCUGCCUAUACCCCUGCUUGUGCCGCAUCUGCAAGAGACAUACGACAUUGUGAGGCGAGUGUAUGGCAUGGACAUGCAUGCUUGCUCGCUCACUCUCAUGCAUGAUCUGCCUAUACCCCUGCUUGUGCCGCAUCUGCAAGAGACAUACGACAUUGUGAGGCGAGUGUAUGGCAUGGUCAUGCAUGCUUGCUCGCUCACUCUCAUGCAUGAUCUGCCUAUACCCCUGCUUGUGCCGCAUCUGCAGGAGACGUACGACAUUGUGAGGCGAGUGUACGGCAUGGACAUACAUGUUCCCUCACUCUCACCCUUCUUGCUUGCGUGCCAUCCCGUGCUUGCUUGUGCCCCACCUGCAGGAGACGUACGACAUUGUGAGGCGAGUGUACGGCAUGGACAUGCACGCGCCUUUAACAACAUCUCCUACAAUACCCCCGAGGAGCUGCGGAGAAUCUACGAGGUGGGGGCUGCCUCCAGAUAA
Molecule: messenger RNA, 7218 nt
Organism: Closterium sp. Yama58-4
Lineage: Eukaryota; Viridiplantae; Streptophyta; Zygnematophyceae; Desmidiales; Closteriaceae
Source: the annotation of a GenBank genome assembly